Molecule: messenger RNA, 840 nt
Organism: Echinops telfairi (small Madagascar hedgehog)
Lineage: Eukaryota; Metazoa; Chordata; Mammalia; Afrosoricida; Tenrecidae
Gene: LYPLAL1
Product: lysophospholipase like 1
Exons: 5
Coding region: 20-724 (234 amino acids)
Biological process (GO): protein depalmitoylation
Cellular component (GO): cytoplasm
Molecular function (GO): palmitoyl-(protein) hydrolase activity; carboxylic ester hydrolase activity
Source: RefSeq, a predicted model, not a curated record
CCCGGAGGUGGCAGCAGUGAUGGCGUCCGGUUCGCUUCGCUUGCAGAGGAAUAUGGUGCUGCCGACUGGGAGGCACAGCGCCUCUCUGAUCUUCCUGCACGGUUCAGGUGACUGUGGACAAGGACUGAGAAAGUGGAUCAAGCAAGUUUUAGCACAAGAUUUAACAUUCCAACACAUAAAAAUUAUUUAUCCAACAGCUCCUUCCAGGCCAUAUACCCCUUUGAAAGGAGGACUCUCCAAUGUGUGGUUCGACAGAUUUAAAAUAUCCAAUGACUGCCCCGAACACCUAGACUCCAUUGAUGCAACGUGUCAUAUGCUCACAGAGUUGAUUGACGAUGAAGUAAAAAGUGGCAUCAGUAAAAACAGGAUACUGGUAGGAGGAUUUUCUAUGGGAGGAUGCAUGGCAAUGCACUUAGCAUAUAGAAAGCAUCCAGAUGUGGCGGGAGUGUUUGCUCUUUCUAGUUUUCUGAAUAAAGCAUCUGCUGUCUAUCAGGCGCUUCAGAAAGCGGAUGGUGUGCUUCCUGAAUUAUUCCAGUGUCAUGGGACGGCUGAUGAGCUGGUCCUUCAUUCUUGGGGGGAAGAGACAAACUGGGUGUUACGGUCUCUCGGAGUAAAUUCGCAGUUUCAUAGUUUCCCAGGUGUUUACCAUGAGCUAAGCAAAACUGAGCUGGAGAAACUGAAGUCAUGGAUUCUCAACAAGCUACCAGGAGAUAUGGGAAAAUAAAAUGAAUGACUCAAAAAUGAUUUGUUAAUAUCUUUGUAAUGCUUUUCUGAAAUGUGAUCUUUACUGCCAAAUUAUAGUUUCAGAAAUGAUCAUUAAAUAUUAAGAUGAAUCUGCAA